Messenger RNA from Helianthus annuus (common sunflower), 700 nucleotides. RefSeq names its product VQ motif-containing protein 20-like. The coding region runs from base 1 to 588 and encodes 195 amino acids. The transcript has a single exon. NCBI's taxonomy places the organism in Eukaryota, Viridiplantae, Streptophyta, Magnoliopsida, Asterales, Asteraceae. The record is from RefSeq and is a predicted model, not a curated record. Gene Ontology annotation, cellular component: nucleus.
AUGAGCCCUACACCAUUUCAUGCAAAACAACAAGACGACGAUCAAAAGCCACCAAAGAUCAACAAAGACCCCAAUUUCAUCCACCCUUCCCCCGCCGCCGGAUCCUCCACGAACAAUGCCCAACCACCACCACCACCACCUCCCCCACCACCCGUCAUCAUCUACACGCAUUCGCCAAAAGUGAUCCAUACGCACCCACGCGAUUUCAAGGCAUUGGUUCAAAAACUCACCGGAUACACCCCAUCACCGGAGGACACACAACCAACCCAAGAUCAAAGAGGAAAUGAAGAUCAAGGAAAUAUGGAGGAUAAUGAGUCAUCCUCUGUGGUGACGGAAGAGCAUGGCAGCCCGCAGGUGAAUUCUUGUUUUGUUGAUGGUGGCGUUGCCAUUGCACCACCACCACCUUACAAUGUGGCCAGAUUUGAUCCGUAUUUUAAUCCUACACCUGUUUUUCCAGCCAACACGACGAAUUUCUUGUGCACACCAGCUCACAGGCUUCCGUUUUACAAUCCUGAUUCCCUGUUACUGAAUCGAAAUUCGUUUUCUUCCUCAUCUUCGUCAUUGCGUGUCAAAUAUCCAGAUAUUUGAUGUACAUUUCGAAUUUAUUCUUUUUAAUGUAGGCUAAAAUAACAACACCGAUAUUUGUUUGUUUGUUUGUUUGGGAAUUCUUUUUAAGGAAAUAAACAGUUCAGUUUUGGUU